CUUCAGCAUGCUUUUAUAUUUUUAAUUUUUAUUUUUUUUUAAUGUAAGGGAAAAAAAAACAGGAAUUUGAGUCUAAAAAGAACAAGGAGUAGUUGAGAACUUGAAAGCGUAGCGAGUGGGGUCAUUGAGCGAGAAGCCCGGUGGCCAGCACCUCCGAGAUAAACCCCGGGACGGUGUCGCGGCGACGCUCGAAAACGAAGAACUCGAAACGAAAACACAGAAAAUACCCAAAACACUUUUCUGACAACAGAUAACUGGAGGACUGUGCGAGAGAAUCAGGUCGCAUUAUUGAUAUUGCCGAUUCCUUUACGGCUUUGGUUGGAUCUGUUUCUCUGUUUCCCGAAUCAUAAAACAUUUCGCAACAUCGAUCCGUUUUCUGCACAUAAACCUUGAUAGUUUUCCUGAAACUCUAAAACAUGUUCCGAUUCGAGCAAGAGAAGAUCCGAAAACGUUUGUGAGUUUCAGUUUCCAAAAGCUUCGUCUAGGGUUUGCUAUGGCCGACGCUUCCUCUGCGAUCUCCACCUCGGUUCUUCGCAACCUGUCCGACAAGCUCUACGAGAAGCGCAAGAAUGCUGCUCUCGAGGUUGAAGGAAUAGUGAAGCAGCUAGCGGCAGCAGGGGAUCAUGAUAAAAUAACAGCAGUGAUCAAUCUGCUGACAACUGAAUUCACGUACUCACCGCAAGCGAAUCAUCGCAAGGGAGGGUUGAUAGGACUAGCAGCUGCAACGGUUGGUUUGACUUCGGAGGCUGCUCAGCAUCUUGAGCAAAUUGUACCUCCUGUGCUUAAUUCUUUUGCUGAUCAAGAUAGCAGAGUUCGUUAUUAUGCUUGUGAAGCUCUCUAUAACAUUGCGAAGGUUGUAAGAGGAGAUUUUAUUGUGUUCUUUAAUCAGAUUUUUGAUGCCUUGUGCAAGCUAUCAGCUGAUUCAGAUGCCAAUGUGCAAAGCGCUGCUCAUCUUUUAGAUCGGCUUGUAAAGGACAUUGUUACUGAAAGUGAUUUGUUCAGCAUUGAAGAAUUUAUCCCAUUGUUAAGAGAGCGUAUGAAUGUCUUAAAUCCAUAUGUUCGUCAAUUUUUGGUAGGAUGGAUUACUGUGUUGGAUAGUGUCCCAGAUAUUGAUAUGCUGGGUUUCCUUCCUGAUUUUCUUGAUGGUUUGUUUAAUAUGUUAAGUGAUUCAAGCCAUGAAAUACGACAACAAGCUGAUUCAGCACUUUCAGAAUUUCUCCAAGAAAUAAAGAACUCCCCAUCUGUAGAUUAUGGUCGCAUGGCUGAAAUACUGGUCCAGAGAGCAGCUUCUCCAGAUGAAUUCACUCGGCUGACAGCAAUCACAUGGAUAAAUGAGUUUGUAAAACUUGGUGGGGACCAACUUGUUCCUUAUUAUGCUGAUAUCUUGGGUGCCAUUUUGCCCUGUAUAUCUGAUAAGGAGGAGAAAAUAAGAGUGGUUGCUCGUGAAACUAAUGAAGAGCUUCGUACAAUUCAAGCUGAUCCAGCUGAAGGGUUUGAUGUAGGAGCAAUCCUCUCAAUUGCAAGGAGGCAGUUGUCUAGUUCAUGGGAAGCUACUCGAAUUGAAGCAUUACAUUGGAUAUCUACCCUUCUGAGUAGACAUCGCAGUGAGGUCUUAUCUUUUCUGAAUGACAUAUUUGACACCCUUCUGAAAGCACUAUCGGAUCCAUCUGACGAGGUAGUGCUUCUGGUGCUUGAGGUGCAUGCAUGCAUAGCGGAAGAUCCACCACACUUCCGACAGCUUGUCAUUUUCCUUGUGCAUAAUUUCCGGGUUGAUAAUUCUCUUCUUGAGAAGCGUGGUGCUUUGAUAAUCCGGCGACUUUGUGUACUUUUAGACGCUGAAAGGGUUUACCGAGAACUCUCCAUGAUACUUGAGAAAGAAGAUGAUCUCGACUUUGCGUCAAUUAUGGUUCAGGCUUUGAAUUUGAUUUUACUCACUUCCUCUGAAUUAUUGGAGCUUCGAGUUCUUCUAAAACAGUCACUGGUGAAUCCUGCCGGGAAAGAUUUAUUUGUUUCUUUAUAUGCUUCUUGGUGCCAUUCUCCAAUGGCAAUAAUAAGUCUUUGCCUACUGGCACAGACGUACCAGCAUGCAAGUUCUGUGAUUCAGUCUCUGGUGGAGGAAGAUAUCAAUGUAAAAUUUUUGGUCCAGUUGGACAAACUGAUUCGCUUGCUGGAGACUCCAAUCUUUGCUUAUCUUAGAUUGCAGCUUCUUGAACCUGGGAGAUAUAUUUGGCUGCUAAAAGCCUUGUAUGGACUUCUUAUGUUGCUUCCCCAGGUGUGUUUUCAUUCCAAAGUUUCACAGUUCCAACCACCAUUGUUAUUUUGUAGUCCCUUGCUCUACUCUCUUCUUUCAUUUGAUGCUUUGUAUGCUGGAAUGCAGCAAAGUGCUGCCUUCAAAAUACUACGGACUCGUUUGAAAACUGUACCAUCAAACUCCUUCAAUGGUGAGCAAGUCAAGCGAACAUCUUCAGGGAGCCCUUAUUCGCAAGUUAUGCAUCUCGUGCCUAGUGGAUCACAAAAUAUUGAGGAUGGUGUCAUGAACAAAGACUCAGGGAGCGAGCAUUAUGGAAUGAACUUUGCUGCAAGGCUGCAACAAUUUGAGCAUAUGCAGCAGCAACAUCGUAUGCAUUGGAAAAGUCUGGCACAAUCACGCAAAAGUUCAUCUUCGAUAUCAAAGGAGGUGCAAAGACCAGAAGAACCCCGGCAACCUCUGUCUAUAGCAGACGGGAACAAAGCUUCAUCAAGAUCAUCACGAAGAGGUCCGGGGCAGUUACAGCUUUAAGUAUAUGGCCCCUUGGCUCUUGUCGAGGUGACUUACACACCAAUCUAUGCCUCUGUGAGCCAUGGAUGAGGUCUGGGGUAUAAUAUGUAAAAUUGUAAAUCAUUGUAGUUUGUAUGUUAAACUUGUGGGAGAGGUGGGAAGUGGGGGAAGGGGAUUUCAAAUCAAGAUAAGCCUGGGUUUUCCUGAGCUAUUCUUUUCUCCUUAAAGAGGACGGGAUGGGUCCCAUGUGGUUCUGUUAUUUUUUCUUGAAAACCAUAUGGGCUGGGGGUAGAGAUUUGAUUUAGAAGCUGCAGGGUUUUCAUUAAUUUUUUUUUUUGUCUUCAGUAUUUUUUUUUGUUGAUCUGUGAUAAUAUUAUAUAAUAAGAAAAUCAGUUGAUUUA
Messenger RNA from Malania oleifera, 3159 nucleotides. RefSeq names its product protein VAC14 homolog. NCBI's taxonomy places the organism in Eukaryota, Viridiplantae, Streptophyta, Magnoliopsida, Santalales, Ximeniaceae. The transcript is spliced from 20 exons. The record is from RefSeq and is a predicted model, not a curated record. Gene Ontology annotation, biological process: phosphatidylinositol biosynthetic process; positive regulation of kinase activity. The coding region runs from base 494 to 2779 and encodes 761 amino acids. Gene Ontology annotation, cellular component: PAS complex; endosome membrane.